AUGAGGAGCGCAUCCAAGCUCUUGUCUCCCCAUCCUAUUCCCCGCCCGUCAUCCGCCGGGCUCUUCUUCUCCCGCUGCAAAUCCUCCCUGCGACACCCACCCUUAGCCUCCCCUCCUUCCCUUUAUCAAAUCAUUACAGAGAUUUUUCCAAUUCAAAACAGGGACACGCAAGAUGUUUGUCAAAAUGUCCCAGCAAGUAAUAGCACUUUUCAAACCAUUGAAAGAGGAAAGACACGACUGAAUGCAUGCGCAUUGGAAGAAAUUAGCUCAGUCGUUCAAAAGGUAACUGAAAUAAUCCGGUCAGAUAACCAGAUUCCCUUGGAGCUGCGCUUGAAUGAAUUGAGAAUUGUAUUCACUCCUGAGAUUGUGGAUAUGGUGCUGAAGAGGUGCUUCAAAGUAGGCAGUAUAGCUCUUAGAUUCUUCCACUGGAUAAAGCUGCAGCCUGGAUUUUGCCACACAACAGAGACUUACAACACCAUGGCUUACAUUGCAGGUGAAGCUGGUGAAUUUGAUUUGAUGGAGAAGCUGAUGGAGGAUAUGGAUGCUGACUUGUGUUUGAAGAACAUUAAGACGUGGACAAUUCUUAUUUCGCAUUAUGCAAAUGCGAAGAAGAUUGGUAAAGCUCUGUGGACGUUUGAGGAAAUGAGGAAAUCUGGAUGCAAGAUUGAUAAUAGCGUUUAUGAAGCAAUUCUUAGGGGGCUUUUCAGUACCAGGAAGGCAGAACUAGCAUUUGAGUUCUACAAAGAGAUGGUUUUGAAGAAACUGAAAGUUGAUAUUAAGAUUUAUGCAAUGCUAAUGGAUUGUCUGUCUAUUGCUGGUGAUAUUGGCAAUGUAAGGUUGGUUGCAGAAGAUAUGAUGAAGAUUGCAGAGCUGCCGGAAACUGAAGUGUUUACAAUCAUGAUGAGGAGCUUUUGCAUUUCUGGGAAUGUGGAUGAAGCCCAGAAGUUGUUUGAGGAGAUGACGGCGAGAAAUAUGUCUAUUGAUUCAAAUGGUUAA
Messenger RNA from Phalaenopsis equestris, 996 nucleotides. RefSeq names its product putative pentatricopeptide repeat-containing protein At5g06400, mitochondrial. The record is from RefSeq and is a predicted model, not a curated record. Lineage: Eukaryota; Viridiplantae; Streptophyta; Magnoliopsida; Asparagales; Orchidaceae. Gene Ontology annotation, biological process: RNA splicing. The coding region runs from base 1 to 996 and encodes 331 amino acids. Gene Ontology annotation, molecular function: protein binding. The transcript has a single exon.